Molecule: messenger RNA, 1854 nt
Organism: Lodderomyces margitis
Lineage: Eukaryota; Fungi; Ascomycota; Pichiomycetes; Serinales; Debaryomycetaceae
Gene: OFD1
Product: oxidative DNA demethylase
Exons: 1
Coding region: 1-1854 (617 amino acids)
Biological process (GO): regulation of translational termination; peptidyl-proline hydroxylation
Cellular component (GO): cytoplasm
Molecular function (GO): peptidyl-proline dioxygenase activity; L-ascorbic acid binding; iron ion binding
Source: RefSeq, a predicted model, not a curated record
AUGACUCCAUCAAAGAGAACUCAAGAAGCUACCCCUGACGACGCAUCCCCCAAACGACUCAAUGCUCAAUUUACCAAAGAAGAUAUUAAACAUUUCUUCAAUGGUCAAAUUUGGCAGCCAGAGUUUCAAAAUGAAAUUCAACACCAAGUGAGUGAGAGCUCGCCAUAUAAAUGGGGAACAAUCAAAAGUCUUAUAGAUGAUACUUUGUUGCGCCAGGUCAGAAAAGAGGUGUUGUCUGAAAUAGCAUUCACAAAGAAAGAAACUGACAUUUAUAAAGUGUAUCAGCUGGGAGAUCUUGCUAACUUAUCGGGUCUAGAUUGGAACGAUUUGUCAAGAUUACCAUCCUUGUACAAGUUGCGUGCAGCAAUAUACUCGCAAGAGUUUAGAGACGUGAUUUCUAAAAUUACGGGGUGCGGUAAGUUGAGUGGGAUCAAGACUGAUAUGUCAAUCAACACAUACACCAGAGGCUGCCACUUGUUGACCCACGAUGAUGUUAUUGGAAGUCGAAGGGUUAGUUUUAUUUUGUAUAUGCCUGACCCAGAUAAAGUGUGGAAACCACAAUAUGGAGGUGCCUUGAGACUAUUUCCUGCCGUUGUACCCAAUGUUCCACAUACUGAUUUUGAGUGCAAACUAGUUCCUCAGUUUAAUCAAAUAGCGUUCUUUACAGUGCAACCAGGAUUGAGUUUCCACGAUGUUGAAGAAGUCCGCGAAGACAAGCACAGGUUGUCUAUCCAAGGGUGGUUCCAUAUUCCACAGCCCGGAGAGGAUGGGUUUGUUGAAGGUGAGCAAGCAAGGACAGAAGCAAUGUCUACAUUACAACAACUUCAAAGUAAGGAGUUGCAGGAAUUUGAUUUCCCAAAGAGUAUUAGAAAUGAGAUAAAUGCUCUAGAGUUGAAAAAUAUUGAAUCCAAAGACGAAUUGAGUCAACAAGAUUACGAUUACUUGAAAUCUUUCAUCAAUCCAGUUUAUCUCAACACUACCUACAUUCAAACAUUGAGCGCCUUUUUCCUCGAUGAAUCGUAUGUUGAAUUAAAAGACAUUUUAAACGACGAUUAUGCGUCUUCAUUAAAAGAGUUACUCAGAGAUGUCGAAAUCAACAUCACAACACCCCAAAACUCUUCGGAGGUACAUCAUCCGUGGAAAAUAGCGGUACCUCCGCACAAACAGCGAUACAUGUACAUCGAUGGGACAUCUCAUCACGGGCUAACCAAAGAGGAGAUCAAAUUUAUCAACGAAGUUGGACCUCAAGAACAACCAAACUUUACACUUCUCAGUAAAGCAAAUGGACUAAAGUCAGCCGACUCCAAAAUAAUUCAAAUCUGUGAAUUGCUUAAAUCUGUCGCAUUCAAGAAAUGGCUAAGAGUUAUUACUGGCUUGAUACCCACCACUGAACAAAUUUUGGCUCGUAGGUUUAGACCGGGACAAGACUUUAUUUUAGCAACCACAACUGAUUCUGAAAUUGCCAGAAAUGUAAACGAAGAAAAUGUAUUACUUGAGGCUACAAUGAACCUAACUCCAACUGCUGCAAGCGAUUCAAAGAUAAACAGCUGGGAAUCAGGUGAAUUUGGUGGAUACGAAUUGUGUAUGGCGCAAGCUACAAAAGAUGAUGAAGAAGAAGACGAUCCAGCUAUUUAUCGAUCGAGCAAGGACUCUGAAGAGGAUAGUGUGCUAUACACAAGCCAAUGUAAGUGGAACACAUUAACAUUGAUGGUCCGAGACCCAUCUGUUUUAAAGUUUGUAAAGUACGUCAGUAUCAAUGCAAAGGGGUCUAGAUGGGAUAUCAGCUGUCAAUGGAAUGUCAAAAGUGAAGAAGAAGAAGAAGAAGAAGAAAAAGAAAAAGAAGAAGAGAAAUAA